Pseudomassariella vexata is the source of this 1167-nucleotide messenger RNA. RefSeq lists its product as uncharacterized. The record is from RefSeq and is a predicted model, not a curated record. Gene Ontology annotation, biological process: 3'-UTR-mediated mRNA stabilization. Bases 1 to 1167 code for a protein of 388 amino acids. The transcript has 3 exons. Gene Ontology annotation, molecular function: mRNA 3'-UTR AU-rich region binding. NCBI's taxonomy places the organism in Eukaryota, Fungi, Ascomycota, Sordariomycetes, Amphisphaeriales, Pseudomassariaceae. Gene Ontology annotation, cellular component: cytoplasm; nucleus.
AUGUCCGCACCGCAAGAUACCAUCCCGCCCAAUGGGGAGGGGCUCGAUCAAGCUAUGGACAGCCUCAAGCUUGAUGGCGACUCUGGUCUUGGCCCAGAUGGUCAACCAGCACCUAAAACUGAUGAAGAGUAUGCAGCGGCGAACCUCACGCUCCGCGCCAUCGUCUCAUCUAAGGAGGCCGGUGUCAUUAUUGGCAAAGGCGGCAAGAACGUUGCAGAUCUGCGCGACGAGACUGGUGUCAAGGCAGGGGUCAGCAAGGUCGUACAAGGCGUACAUGACCGUGUCUUGACCAUCACGGGUGGAUGCGACGCUAUCUCGAGAGCCUACGCCAUUGUAGCCCGCGCGUUGCUCGAGGGCGCACCGUCCAUGGGCAUGGGCGGCGUCAUUCAGAACAACGGCACACAUCCUAUCAAGCUUCUCAUCUCGCAUAACCAGAUGGGCACAAUCAUUGGCAGACAGGGUCUCAAGAUCAAGCACAUCCAGGACACAUCCGGCGUUCGCAUGGUCGCGCAGAAGGAGAUGUUACCGCAAUCGACCGAGCGUAUUGUCGAGGUCCAGGGAACACCAGAAGGCAUCCAGCGAGCCAUCUGGGAAAUCUGCAAGUGUCUUAUCGAUGAUUGGCAGCGCGGCACUGGCACCGUGCUGUACAAUCCUGUUGUCCGAACCCAACCUGGGGGUGCGGGGUCUCUGGGUGGUGCUGCAGGUGCUUCUCCAGCUGCUGGCGGCGCUCUCGGCGGGGUAGGAGGAGGCUAUGGUGCUCCCAGCAGAGAGUACGCGAGUCCUCGUGUAACGCGAACAGGAAACGGCGCCGAUUUCAGCAAUGGCGGAUCGCGGCCCUACCGCCGCUCCAACUCUGACGCAGCUCCCCGUGACCACACAGGCCCUCCAACUCACGAUGAGAACGGAGAGGAGAUCCAGACGCAGAACAUCAGUAUUCCCGCAGACAUGGUUGGUUGCAUUAUUGGACGCGCUGGAAGCAAGAUUAGCGAGAUUCGCAAGACAUCUGGAGCCCGCAUCUCGAUUGCCAAGGCGCCUCACGAUGAGACGGGCGAGAGAAUGUUCACCAUUAUGGGCACGGCCAAGGCAAAUGAGUCAGCCCUAUUCCUCCUCUACGAGAACCUUGAGGCCGAGAAGAUGCGACGCAGCCAGGCGCAGGCGCAGGAGUAG